AUGGCAGCUAAGCGCAGUCGCGGAGGUAGUGGUGUGUUUAUCGAAGCUGCCAAGCGACUCAUUUUUGGGGAUGGUAUUGUGAAUGAAAUGAGUGAAUCGAUCGCCUCUAUCCAGACUGUCUCGGGAACCGGGGCCAAUAGCCUCAUAGCCUUAUUCUUGGCCACGCACACCCGUUGCAGUAGUAUAUGGCUUCCGGAUCCGACUUGGGUCAAUCAUAAGGAUAUCUGGGAAGUGAAUGCGCCACGCAUCACGACGCGCUGCUAUCCCUACUACAACGACUCGAUCCGGGCUGUUGACUUUGGCCAAAUGUUGCACACUCUCGAGAAUGGUGCUCAACAAGGCGACGCAAUCCUUCUCCACGCCUGUGCGCAUAAUCCUACCGGUCAAGAUCCCACAGAAGAGCAAUGGGAUAGGAUUGCGCGCCUGUGUCAAGCGAAGAAGCUGUUUGUCAUUUUUGAUUCGGCCUAUCAGGGCUUCGCGUCAGGGGAUUUGGAUCGGGACGCUUGGGCAGUGAGACACUUCACAGCCUUUCUCGACCUCGAGAUGGCCGUAUGCCAAUCCUUCUCCAAGAAUCUUGGUCUUUAUGGGGAGCGCGUGGGUGCGCUUCACGUCGUCACGACUCGCUCCCCGCCCACCACUGCUAUUCACGUACAAAAUCGGCUUGUCGAUCUCCAUCGAGCCUCCGUAUCUAUGGCUCCUCUCUUCGGCUGCCGUGUGGCAAAUCAGAUCUUUCAAAAUCAAGAGCUUCAAGACAUGUGGCAGGCUGAUCUUAUGACUAUGAGUGGUCGAAUCAGCUCUAUGCGAAAUGCACUUUAUGCUGAGCUGCUAAGGCUACGUACCCCUGGUGACUGGGCACAUGUCAAGAAUCAAGUGGGCAUGUUCUCUUAUACGGGGUUGAGCAUGGAAGAGGUAAAGGUGUUGCGAACAAAAUAUCAUAUCUAUAUGCUUCCCUCGGGUCGGGCCUCAGUCUGCGGUCUUACAAAUGCAAAUGUCAAGUAUGUGGCUCAAUCUAUUCACAACGUGGUAAUGGGGAGCAAUGGCAAGAAGACAUCGGGCAACGGAGACGAUGGUUAG
This is a messenger RNA of Clonostachys byssicola, 1074 nucleotides long. The record is from the annotation of a GenBank genome assembly. NCBI's taxonomy places the organism in Eukaryota, Fungi, Ascomycota, Sordariomycetes, Hypocreales, Bionectriaceae.